Myxocyprinus asiaticus (Chinese sucker) is the source of this 393-nucleotide messenger RNA. RefSeq names its product histone H2B-like. Gene Ontology annotation, molecular function: structural constituent of chromatin; protein heterodimerization activity; DNA binding. Bases 19 to 393 code for a protein of 124 amino acids. Gene Ontology annotation, cellular component: nucleosome. Lineage: Eukaryota; Metazoa; Chordata; Actinopteri; Cypriniformes; Catostomidae. The transcript has a single exon. The record is from RefSeq and is a predicted model, not a curated record.
UUGUUUCGUUGUGAUAUCAUGCCUGAACCAGCGAAGUCCGCCCCGAAGAAGGGAUCUAAAAAGGCCGUCACGAAGGCCGCCGGUAAGGGAGGAAAGAAGCGCAGGAAGUCUAGGAAGGAGAGUUACGCUAUCUACGUGUACAAAGUCUUGAAGCAGGUUCAUCCUGACACCGGGAUCUCCUCCAAGGCGAUGGGCAUCAUGAACUCCUUCGUCAACGACAUCUUCGAGCGCAUCGCCGGUGAGUCGUCUCGUCUCGCUCACUACAACAAGCGCUCCACCAUCACAUCGAGAGAGAUCCAGACCGCCGUGCGUCUGCUGCUGCCCGGUGAACUGGCCAAACACGCCGUGUCUGAGGGGACAAAGGCUGUCACCAAGUACACCAGCUCCAAGUAA